Molecule: messenger RNA, 252 nt
Organism: Parnassius mnemosyne (clouded apollo)
Lineage: Eukaryota; Metazoa; Arthropoda; Insecta; Lepidoptera; Papilionidae
Source: the annotation of a GenBank genome assembly
AUGGGUGCAUAUUUAUCUAAAAACGAAGGAAUCCAAUCAUCAUUUUUUGAUGGCUUAUGUAUAGCUUCCAAACAGUCCGCGUCCCACCAAGGAACUGGUUUUCUCAUAACAAACACAUUAGGUUUGGAAAUUAUAAGUAUACAGUCUUUCCUUAUUUCUAGAAGUGUGUUGCAGAAGUUUUCAUCAAGUAAAUUUGAUAUAUCAAUUGUGAAGUUUUCAAACUUUUUUUUUUGUUUCAGCCUGGAACUUUGA